AGGAGACGCCGCGGGAUGUCAUCCUCAGGGAGAUCCUUUCAAAGUGGGCAAAAGACGGCCGGAAUCCUCAGAGAGCGGCUCCGGAGGCGCCCCGGGAGCCGCGCGUGCCCCCGUGGGUGCGGAGCAUCAUGGGCAGUCUGAAGACGCUUGGCUUCCUGCCCGCACGCACGCGGCCCUCGCCGCAGAGGCCCCUCGACACGCACCGACUCUCCGGCUUCCUCCACAACAUUUCCCUCUACCUCCAAGAGAUGGGCGCCGAGCUGGACGAGGCCCCGGCGGACCUGGACGAGGAGCAGCUGUGGGCGAAGGUGCUGCAGUUCCUCCUGAGCCAGGGCGACGGCCGGCCGCCGCCGCGUCCCAGCUUCAAGGUGCAGGACUGGUUUUUGUCCCUGAGGGGGAGUCCCCACUGGGACUGGCUCCUGGGGCUGCUGCAAGCGCUGCUCUCCUUAUCGCAGCGCCAGCCGCACGGGUCCCUGUUGGCGCUGCUGUCGGAGAACUGGCGGACGGUGAGCGCGGUGCUGGAGGCCGCUCUUCAGGCUCUGGUCAGCGGGACCUACGGCCAGGCCAGCGCCGGCCUGCAGGGCUUCAUCUGCGCCCUCCAGGGCCGGAGCGACUGCGCGUUCAGCGUCGGCUGGCUCCAGCAGCUCCUGGGCUUUCUAGAAACGCGCAGCUGGAAGCCGGUGGUCAGUCUGCAUCCAUCGGGGGGCGGGGCCGAACCCGCCAGGGGCUCGGGGCGCCUGAAGCCCUUCAGCCUGCCCCCGGAGGCCACGAAGCAGGGCGGGCCGGCCGGAAACGCGUCCGAGCCGGCGGCGGCCGUGCAGAGCUCGCUGCUGCAGGCGCUGUACCGCUCGGGGGGAGGGGAGCGAGCAGACAGCGCGGCCCAGGAGAGCCUGGCGCUGGUGCAGGGUCUGGACGGGCUGAGGAGGGGCCUCCUGCACCGGGUGGGGAGCUCCGUCUAUGCCAACCUGAGGAGGAAGGUGUCGCGCGUUACCAUGGCGAUGCUGGACGACGUCAGCAGCCUCGUGGACGCGCCGCAGCCCGGCGCCCGGGGCCGCUGCUCCGUUGGCGACCUGAGACAGCUGAUCUUAUGGGGAGUGAGGCAUAACGUGACAUGGAACGCCCAGGCCCUGGGAGUCAGCUCCCAGGGCCUCCCCAGCUCCCUCCCGUUCCUGUCCUGCCCCUCCACGUCUGGCCAGGAUGAAGAAGCCUCGCAACGAACACCCGCCCAGACGCCUGGGACCCCCCGAAAGUCCCCUUCGAGGGCAGCGUCUGAGCCGAAACGACUCCAUCAACACCCCGCAGCACCUGCCGGCUCCCGGCUCGACCUGCCACCAAGACAGAGAGUGGUCAACGGCAGCGGCCGACAGGGGGAAGUGGAGCCCUUCACCUCCACGGAGAUCCUGGAGGCAGCCUGUAAUGACUCCAUCCCAGGCCUGACAGGCGUCUCCAACUUCACCGUCUUCCUCUACUGUAAGCUCUUCGAAGGGGAGAACGGGUCAGUGAACCCCACAGCGGCUCAGAUGGGGCCGGACCUGCACGCCACCUGCUCCGAUGCCGCCUGGUACCUGUCCGCCGCCGAGGACGACUUCCUGUGGGUCCACGUGUGCAGCGAGUUCUUCGCCCACGAGUUCAACAACACGGUCUGUGCCAACACCUCUUUCUGGCUGCAGAGAGCUCAGCAGGCUGCGUCGACGAAGGACCAGCAUUUGUUUACCCAGACAAGCAUAGACGAGCUGUGCGUGCAGCUGCCGGGUCAGGCGGCGCCGGCGACCGCGGGCCCGGGCCUCGAUGACUGUGUGCUCCAGCUGGGCAGCAGCUCGCUGAGCGCCCAGGCUUUCAGACACUGCUUCAUGCCCAACGACUCCGUACUGAGCUCAGCCUUGUGUGCAAAGGAGCCCCACGACCCGGGCAGCUGGGCCGCAGCUUACUGCUCCAAGACCCUCAACGCCUCCCGCGCCGACCCCGCCGACCCCUGUCAGUACAGGGCCUGGGCCGCGCAUGACUUCGCCAACGCCUCCCUCCUGGAGCUCUGCAGGCAGACGCAGGGGCUGCAGGAGCACGUGUGUCUGAACGCCGACCUCGCCGCCCUCUGCGCCGACCUGCGGGCCGAGCCGGCGGGCAGGAAGUGCCUCCUGCGGCGGUUCUUCGACAUGCUCCCGGCGCCGUACGCGCUGGACACGGCGCAGCUGUGCGCGGAGCCGGCCCCGCUGCUGCUGGACGUCAUUCACAAGCUCAGCGUGUGCGAGGUGGAGGGAGGGCAGCGCGAGGGGCUCCUGGUGGCGCUGGGCUACGUGCUGCGCGUGCUGGACUUCCUGGUGGGGCUCUCGGCGGGUCUGGAGGAGGGGGAGGGAGAGGCCCGACAGGGGCUGCGCCAGGCCAUCCUCCUCUCCAGCCUGCUGGACAACGCGUCCUGGGCCGCGCUGCAGCCGGAGGCCUCCACCAGCGUCCUGCACAGCGUGGGGGUGUUCCUGCGCAGAGAGCGCAACGCCACCCUGAAGGAGGAUCUGCUGAGCUGCUUCAGUCCCGUCCUGUGGGACCUGAUCCAGCGGGACGACAACUCGUCCGCCCUCCGGGUUCUGCUGCAGGAGUACCUCCAGAUGCCGAGGGACAGCAUCCGCACGCUGGUGAUGUCUGCUGAAAAGGACGCCGUGAAGAGGUUCAUCUCCCACAUGCAUCAGAGUUGGGACCAGCUGCAGGUUGAGACCAGUCAGGCCUCUCAAAAGGAGUUGCAGGCCAUGGAGACGAUGACGGCUGCCUUCAUCCAUAAGUUCCCUCGCGUGACGCCAGAGCUUUUCGUGGACCUGUCUCAGUUCAUUCCCUUCAUGUCUGUCUCCGACAUCAUGAGCUUCCCCGCAUCCCUGAUCGUCAACGACAGCGUGUUGACAGCCAUUCGUGACCACAGCGCCGACAUGAAGUCGCUGCAGAAAAAGGCCUUUGUUAAAAGGCUGCUGCAGUCGAGCGCGGUGGGGGAUGUCCCUUCAUGGCCACCGUACUUCCUCAGCUCCAUCCUCCCACUUCUGCCUUAUCUCCCCGUCAGUCAUUUCCAGCAGCUGACGUCCCAACAGCUGACGCCUCUGGUAGCGUUGCUCGGCAACAGCAGCCUGGACGGCGUACGGGGACGCCAUGUGCUGCGCACCCUCGUCAGCGAGAAGGAAGAUCUCACCAGUGAUGACAUACAGAGGUUGGGAGGUCUUGCGUGCUUCCUGGACCCAGUGGCGCUGGGCCAUUACCUCCAGAGCUCCCCCGUGUCGCCUGCUGUGUGCCAGCAGCUGGCCCAGUGCGUGUCGGGGGGGCUGGUCAGCGCCGGAGGCCGGCUGUCGGCCUGGCUGCUGCCCGCGGUCCGGGCCCUGAACGGCAGCAGCAUGGCCCCAUCGGACCUGUCUGCUCUCAGCGGUCUGCUGCCGCAGCUGGGGGCGUCCUUCCUGUUGUCGCUGCCGUCACAGCAGCUCGUGGAAGUCCUCGCUCAGCCAGGAUUGCGCUCGUUCUCCCCAGCGCAGGCUUUUCAAAUCUUAUCCAAGAUUUCAAAGGACACUAAUCUCACCCUGGAGCAACUGUGCAGGCUGAGGCCCUUACACUCCGGUCUGUCUCCCGCUGUGCUCCGAGACCUCCGCUGGCCUGAGAUCAGUGAAAGUGCUCACUGCCAGUGCUGGCGAGUGCUGCUAACCGAGCUCAAGCCAGGCCAAAGGGCCAUGGUGUACGAUGGAGUGCAGGAGGCUUUCCGCUUGCAGAACAUCACACAGCGGGGGACCUGCCUCUUACCGUUUGUCCCCCUGAGGGAGCUGAUGGAGGUGGCCGAUGGAGAAGCCAUCCUGAGGCGCAUUGGCCUGUACAGAGACGCGCAGUGGUCGCCUCAGCAGGCUCAGUUUCUGUUUAAACAGAUCCAUCAGUUUAAAAACAUCACUCACACGUCAGUGAGGGCUCUGGGUCAUAUCUCCGAUGGGAUGAGCUGUGACUUUCUGAGGAGUUGGACCAACCAUACGCAUUUUGCAGAGCUGCUUAAAUUUGUUAGUGAUUGUCCUGGAGGCAUUAGACCUUCUCUGCAAAAAUGUAUCAUAGAGGAACUGAGGAAACGACCUGACCUGGAUCUCAGUGUGUUGAGUUCUAAGUUUGCUGUAACAUUACCAGUGACGAUGAUAGAGAAACUCUCCAACUCCUCCCUCAGAGGGAUCUUCAACCACAUCCAGGCACACUUUGCUGAUUUCCUCAGACUUCCACAUUACAAGCAGACAAAUUUAGCUGAGAUGGCCCUAACUGAGCUGGGCUCCUCUCUGGCGAAGGAGGAGAUUGACAGCUCCAUGCUGGACCUCCUGGGUCCUUUACUGACGUUCUUGGACAGGGGCAGUUUGUCUCUGGUGGAUAGAGGCGCUCUGGCUCCACGACUGGAGGAGAUGAGAAAUUUCUGCCUUCCUAAAGAGGCGCUCAGAGACAUUAGUGCCCUGCUCACUCAAAAAGACCUGUUCGGGGACCCGUCCAAAUGGCAAACUGGAGACGUUGAACAUCUGGGCAGGCUGGUGUUUUCCCUCUCAACAAAGCAGAUGAACUCCAUCCCGCUGACAGUGCUGAAUAAGGACACGGUGGAGCAGGUGCUGACGGGUCAGCGGCGCUGGGAGGACAGCUCGGUGGGCGCGGUGUGUAGGACUCGGUGCAUGGACGAGCGCCGGCAGAGGCAGCAGACUCAGAGUCUCCUUCGAGGGAUCGUCAAAGGCCGGAGCAGGAGGGCAAAAAUGCCCGUUCCGAGCUGCGCAGACAUUAGAGGGACGUUUCCUUCGGCUUGGACCUCCACUCAGCUCGGCCGAAUGCUGCUGGACGACCUGAGACAGUGUGUGGAGGAUUUUGGUGGGGACAUGUCUCUAAGCCCUGAGCAACGCCGAGCACUCUGGGUGAAGCUGAGGCAGUUUUUCAGCCCAGUCAGAGAGGUGAGGGCCGACCAGGUGCUGGCUCUGGGCUCGCUGGUGACCGAGAUGGGGGAAAGAGAGCUGCAAGACGCCGACAUCACCGAUCUGGGUGUGGUUGCACAUCUGGGGACACUGACAGACUGGAGCCCUAAAAAGAUGAGAUCUGUGAUUUUGGCUGUGAUGAUGAAGAGAAAACUGAAGGUGCAGCAGCUCUCAGUCACUGAUCUGGCAGCAUUUGGCCAUUUGAUCUGUGGACUUUAUCCCUCGGAGAUAAAACAACUGAGCCCGUAUAACCUGAGCAUGGCCGUGCUGUACCUGCGGGAGAUUGCUUUGCCCUGCACCGAACAGCAGAUGGAGGCUUUGACAAGCCGUUUGUCCAGACCAGAGGCCUUUGGUCCAGUCAGCGCUUGGGGACCGGAAGUUUUUACGGAAAUCGGGACACUGGCAGCGGGUCUGGAGGACAUGGUGCUGUCGGCGCUGGUACAAGAGCAAGUGGAGGGAAUCACACCUGAAGCCAUCGGCCUGAUGUCACCCAAAAAGAUGGCAGUAGUGUUCGGCGCCGUUCAGCUGUCGUGGCUGAGCGUGGAGCAGGCGUGGGCCGUCACCGAGGAGCAGUGGGAUGAGCUGGACACCGACCAGAGGCACGCGGUUGGACUCGCUCGAUACGAGGGCGACGUCCUGCUGGAGAUGAGAGGGAGAAGCUCGGCUCCUGCAGCGGUGAACACUGACUGCCUCGCUGUGGGCUCGCUGGCUUUGUCUCUCUUGUUAUGGCAACUCAUUUAAAAUGCUGGAACAAAUUUAAUUGCCCUCUUGACCUCCCUUGGUAUUAUCAUUUGUACUGCAAAUAAAUAUUUUGAACUGUU
Betta splendens (Siamese fighting fish) is the source of this 5758-nucleotide messenger RNA. RefSeq names its product stereocilin. Lineage: Eukaryota; Metazoa; Chordata; Actinopteri; Anabantiformes; Osphronemidae. The transcript is spliced from 28 exons. Bases 129 to 5678 code for a protein of 1849 amino acids. Gene Ontology annotation, biological process: cell-matrix adhesion. The record is from RefSeq and is a predicted model, not a curated record. Gene Ontology annotation, cellular component: cell surface; kinocilium; stereocilium tip.